Molecule: messenger RNA, 291 nt
Organism: Gongylonema pulchrum
Lineage: Eukaryota; Metazoa; Nematoda; Chromadorea; Rhabditida; Gongylonematidae
Source: the annotation of a GenBank genome assembly
AUGUCUGAUGCGUAUGAUUUUGUGAAUAACUGGGGUAAUCUGGACAACGCACUUCGUCGAAUCGCCACCCGUAGCAGCGCCUACAAAGAUCCAACGGAGCGUGUUUUCUCGGAAGCGGAGCAGGAGGAGAAGUUGAAGCAGGCCAAAGAGGAGUUCGAGGAGGAGUUGCACCAGAAACGUCUGGAGGCGAUCCGUGCCCGGCUGCAACUCGAAAAUCGUGACUCCUGGUUCCGUACCUCGCCGUACUACUGGAUGGGCUUCAGUGACCGUAGAGGGAAUCCCUUGAAGUAA